UGUCCGCGUACGAUUUUUCUUCCCUUCAGGUUGUUCAUUCGUUCGUCUCGUUUGACAUUGCCAGCUCCGUCAGCAGUCUUUAGACAGGGUUUUUCGGCCGUAUUAUAUUUCGCUCCGCCGUCGUCCGUCACCGAUCACUGUUCCGCACAAUAUGGCGUUGUGCAGACUAGUGGGCAUUUCCAACGAAAUGUCGCUGAACAACAUCAGGCGAGCCCUGACAACAGGUCAUCGAUUAUUGAGCCAAGAUUUACACACUUCAUCUAAAGUUGUUGAUAAUAUUUUAGUUAUUACCUUAAAUACUCCAAAUUCAAAAGUAAAUUCUUUAUCUCGAGAUGUAAUGAAUGAGUUACAAACUAAUUUAGAUAAAGCCAGUCAAGAUUCAACAAUUAAUGGAAGUGUAAUCAUAUCGGGUAAACCCAACUGUUUUAUUGCUGGAGCUGAUAUAUCUAUGUUGCAAGCAUGCAAGACAGCUGAAGAAGUUCAUAAAAUAUCUCAGGAUGGUCAAAAAAUGCUUAAUCAAGUUGAAAAAUCAAGCAAACCUGUUGUUGCAGCUAUUAUGGGAUCUUGUUUAGGAGGUGGUCUUGAAGUUGCAAUGGCUUGUCAUUAUCGCAUUGCUGUAAAAAGUAAGAGUACAGCUCUUGGACUGCCUGAGGUUAUGCUAGGAUUAUUACCUGGUGGUGGUGGUACACAACGUUUACCGAAAUUGGUAUCUAUGCCUACUGUUUUAGAUAUGGCAUUAACAGGUAAAUCAUAUAGAGCUGAUAAAGCUUUAAAAGUUGGUUUGGUUGAUCAACUUGUAACACCACUUGGACCAGGCUUAACUACACCAACUGAAAGAACAUUAGAGUAUUUAGAGGAAGUUGCUAUUGAUGCAGCCAAAAAAUUAGUUGCCGGUCAAAAAUUAACAAAAAGAAAUAAAAAUAAGACUUUACUAGAUAGUGCAAUUGACUUAGCGCUAAAACAAGAGUGGCUACGAGAAAAAUUUUUUGAUAGUGCCAAGGGCAAGGUUUUAAAAAUGACCCGAGGUUUAUAUCCUGCUCCAUUAAAAAUAAUUGAUGUAAUAAAGACUGGAGUUGCUGAAGGUACUACUAAAGGUUAUGCAACAGAAAGUAACGGUUUUGCUGAAUUAGCUAUGACACCACAAAGUAAAAGUCUAAUUGGAUUAUUUCAAGCUCAAACUGAAUGUAAGAAAAAUAAAUUUGGAGAGCCUAAAAUUGCUUUGAAGACUGUUGGUGUUCUUGGUGCUGGACUAAUGGGUGCUGGAAUAGCUCAUGUAUCUAUCGAUAAAGGUUAUCAUGUAGUACUUAAAGAUACCAAUAAAGAAGGUUUAGCUAGAGGAGUUGCACAAAUUGAGAAAGGUUUAACAGGCGCAGUUAAACGAAAGAAAUUGACAGAGAUAGAAAAAAAUAGGUAUAUAUCUGAUUUGACAAGUACUUUGUCAUAUGACUCUUUUUCAAAUGCUGAUAUAAUCAUUGAAGCUGUAUUUGAAAAUAUUAAGAUUAAACAUCAAGUAAUUAAGGAAAUUGAACAAGUUGUACCGAAGCACUGUAUAAUUGCUACUAAUACUAGUGCUAUACCAAUUGGAAAAAUAUCAGAGGGUAGUAGCCGUCCAGAAAAUGUCAUUGGAAUGCAUUAUUUCUCUCCUGUUGACAAAAUGCAACUCUUAGAAAUUAUAACAACUGAUAAAACUUCUAAAGAAACUGCUGCUGCUGCAGUGUCUUUAGGUUUAAAACAAGGAAAAAUUGUCAUUGUUGUUAAGGAUGGACCUGGAUUCUACACAACACGUAUCUUAUGUGCUAUGUUAUCUGAAGCAAUGCGACUAUUGCAGGAAGGCGUAAGCCCCAAACAAUUAGAUACAAUUACUAAAAGUUUUGGAUUCCCAGUUGGUGCUGCAACAUUGUCUGAUGAAGUUGGUAUUGAUGUUGGUUAUCAUAUCGCCGCUGAUUUAGCCAAAGCUUUUGGUGAACGAUUCGGUGGUGGUGAUAUCAAUGUUUUAAAAAGCAUGGUAGACAGUGGUUUCUUAGGUCGGAAGUCUGGUAAAGGUUACUUUGAAUAUAGAGCUGGAACCAAAAGUAGGCCAGAAAAUCCUGAAGCAAUAAGUUUAUUAGAAAAAUAUAAAUUGGAACCAAAAGGUGAUCAAUCGGUUGAAAAUCAACAGCUACGUAUUGUGUCCAGAUUUGUAAAUGAAGCAGUGUUAUGUUUACAAGAUUCAAUUCUUAACAGUCCGACUGAAGGUGACAUUGGUGCUGUAUUCGGUCUUGGAUUCCCACCAUUUUCUGGUGGUCCAUUCAGAUGGGUCGACUGGUAUGGAGCUGAUAAAUUAGUGGAAAAAAUGCAAUCAUUCCAGGACAAUUAUGGUCUCCCAUUUCAACCAUGUCAAUUAUUGUUAGAUCAUGCAAAGGAUAAAUCAAAGAAAUUUUAUUCCUCUUAACCUAUGAACAACAUAUUGUAAAUUACAAAAGAAUUAAAAAUGGGUUCUUUUAAAUUGA
This is a messenger RNA of Sipha flava (yellow sugarcane aphid), 2489 nucleotides long. It is a transcript of the gene Mtpalpha, whose product is annotated as trifunctional enzyme subunit alpha, mitochondrial. Gene Ontology annotation, biological process: fatty acid beta-oxidation. NCBI's taxonomy places the organism in Eukaryota, Metazoa, Arthropoda, Insecta, Hemiptera, Aphididae. The record is from RefSeq and is a predicted model, not a curated record. Gene Ontology annotation, cellular component: mitochondrion; mitochondrial fatty acid beta-oxidation multienzyme complex. The transcript has 12 exons. Gene Ontology annotation, molecular function: enoyl-CoA hydratase activity; NAD+ binding; long-chain (3S)-3-hydroxyacyl-CoA dehydrogenase (NAD+) activity. The coding region runs from base 152 to 2431 and encodes 759 amino acids.